Delphinapterus leucas (beluga whale) is the source of this 5647-nucleotide messenger RNA. The record is from RefSeq and is a predicted model, not a curated record. Lineage: Eukaryota; Metazoa; Chordata; Mammalia; Artiodactyla; Monodontidae.
GCGGCGGCGGCGGCGGCUCCGCGCUCCUGCCGGGCCCGGGCCGCCUGGCCAUGCGGCUCCAGGGCCGGGGAACUGGGCUCGGGCCCGCGCCGCCCCCCGCGCGCCGCCCCCGCUGAGCCCGCGCCCGCCCGGGCGCCGCCCGGCACCAUGGUGCAGAAGUCUCGCAACGGCGGCGUGUACCCCGGCCCGAGCGGGGAGAAGAAGCUCAAGGUGGGCUUCGUGGGGCUGGACCCCGGCGCGCCCGACUCCACCCGAGACGGCGCGCUGCUCAUCGCCGGCUCCGAGGCCCCCAAGCGCGGCAGCAUCCUGAGUAAGCCGCGCGCGGGCGGCGCGGGCGCCGGGAAGCCCCCCAAGCGCAACGCCUUCUACCGCAAGCUGCAGAAUUUCCUCUACAACGUGUUGGAGCGGCCGCGCGGCUGGGCUUUCAUCUACCACGCCUACGUGUUCCUGCUGGUCUUCUCCUGCCUCGUGCUGUCUGUGUUCUCCACCAUCAAGGAGUACGAGAAGAGCUCGGAGGGCGCGCUCUACAUCCUGGAAAUCGUGACCAUCGUGGUGUUCGGCGUGGAGUACUUCGUGCGGAUCUGGGCUGCGGGCUGCUGCUGCCGGUACCGCGGCUGGAGGGGGCGGCUCAAGUUUGCGCGGAAGCCCUUCUGUGUGAUCGACGUCAUGGUGCUCAUUGCGUCCAUCGCCGUGCUGGCCGCCGGCUCCCAGGGCAACGUCUUCGCCACGUCGGCGCUGCGCAGCCUGCGCUUCCUGCAGAUCCUGCGCAUGAUCCGUAUGGACCGGCGCGGCGGCACCUGGAAGCUGCUGGGCUCCGUGGUCUACGCGCACAGCAAGGAGCUGGUCACUGCCUGGUACAUUGGCUUCCUCUGUCUCAUCCUGGCCUCGUUUCUGGUGUACUUGGCGGAGAAGGGGGAGAACGAUCACUUUGACACCUACGCGGACGCGCUCUGGUGGGGCCUGAUCACCCUGACAACCAUUGGCUACGGGGACAAGUACCCCCAGACCUGGAACGGGAGGCUCCUGGCGGCAACCUUUACCCUCAUUGGCGUCUCCUUCUUCGCUCUUCCUGCUGGCAUUUUGGGGUCUGGCUUUGCCCUGAAAGUUCAAGAACAGCAUCGUCAGAAGCACUUUGAGAAGAGGCGGAACCCUGCGGCAGGCCUGAUCCAGUCCGCCUGGAGGUUCUACGCCACCAACCUGUCACGCACGGACCUGCACUCCACGUGGCAGUACUAUGAGCGCACGGUGACCGUCCCCAUGUACAGACUGAUCCCGCCGCUGAACCAGCUAGAGCUGCUUCGGAACCUCAAGAGCAAAUCUGGACUCACCUUCAGGAAGGAGCCCCAGCCGGAGCCGUCCCCAAGUCAGAAGGUCAGUUUGAAAGACCGUGUCUUCUCCAGCCCCCGCGGCGUGGCUGCCAAGGGCAAGGGGUCCCCUCAGGCCCAGACCGUCCGGCGGUCGCCCAGCGCCGACCAGAGCCUGGAGGACAGCCCAAGCAAGGUGCCCAAGAGCUGGAGCUUCGGGGAGCGCGGCCGCGCGCGGCAGGCCUUCCGCGCCAGGGGCGCUGCUUCCCGGCAGAACUCGGAAGAAGCAAGUCUCCCAGGGGAGGACAUUGUGGACGACAACAAGAGCUGCAACUGCGAGUUUGUGACGGAGGAUCUGACCCCGGGCCUCAAAGUCAGCAUCAGGGCCGUGUGUGUCAUGCGGUUCCUGGUGUCCAAGCGCAAGUUCAAGGAGAGCCUACGGCCCUACGACGUGAUGGACGUGAUUGAGCAGUACUCGGCUGGCCACCUGGACAUGCUAUCCCGCAUCAAAAACCUGCAGUCCAGGAUAGAUAUGAUUGUGGGCCCCCCACCCCCUUCAACUCCCCGGCACAAGAAGUACCCCACCAAAGGACCCACGGCCCCUCCGAGAGAGUCACCCCAGUACUCACCUAGAGUGGACCAAAUCGUGGGGCGUGGCCCGGCCAUAGCAGACAAAGACCGAGGCAAGGGUCCGGCUGAGGCAGAGCUGCCCGAGGACCCCAGCAUGAUGGGACGGCUGGGGAAGGUGGAGAAGCAGGUCCUGUCCAUGGAGAAGAAGCUGGAUUUCCUGGUGAACAUCUACACACAGCGCAUGGGUGUCCCCCCGACGGAGACCGAGGCCUACUUCGGGGCCAAGGAGCCAGAGCCGGCGCCGCCAUACCACAGCCCCGAGGACAGCCGGGACCACGGCGGCAGGAACGGCUGCAUCAUCAAGCUCAUCCGCUCCACCAGCUCCACGGGCCAGAAGAACUUCUCGGCACCCCCAGCCGCGCCCCCUGCCCCGUGCCCGCCCUCCACCUCGUGGCAGCAGCAGUGCCACCCGCGCCAGGGCCACGGCACCUCACCCGUGGGGGACCACGGCUCGCUGGUGCGCAUCCCGCCACCACCCGCCCACGAGCGGUCCCUGUCCGCCUACAGCGGGGGCCACCGGGCCAGCACGGAGCUCCUGAGGUCGGAGGAUGGCCCGGCCUGCAGGCCCCACGAGGGCGCCCUGCGGGACAGCGACACGUCCAUCUCCAUCCCGUCCGUAGACCACGAGGAGCUGGAACGCUCCUUCAGCGGCUUCAGCAUCUCCCAGUCCAAGGAGAACCUGGACGCCCUCAACAGCUCCUACGCCGCUGCCGCCGCGCCGUGCGCCAAAGUCAGGCCCUACAUUGCGGAGGGCGAGUCGGACACGGACUCGGACCUCUGCACCCCGUGCGGGCCCCCGCCGCGCUCUGCCACGGGCGAGGGCCCCUUCGGCGAUGUGGGCUGGGCCGGGCCACGGAAGUGAGGCCGCCCGCCGGCCUGCCCGUGACUCCUGGCCUCCCGGGCUCGAGGCGGACCCUCCAGGGCCCUUUGCUUAGAGCAGCGCAGCGCGGGUGCCCGUGUGUGGUGCUGGGCAGGCGCGGCCCUUGCUCUCGCACUGAAGGUCGGCAGAAAUUCUUCUCCAGCGAGGGGCAGCCCGGCUGGCCGUGCCCACUCUGCAGACUCUGCAGACUGCUGGCCUGGGCGUGACAGAGGCCAGGGUCAAGGCUGAGGACGGGUCCCUGGCGGCUGGGUCGAGGCGUGGGCUGGGAGCGGGGCCGGGUGAGGGUGGCAGCGAGGGGCAGGCCUGUCUUGUGAGGAUCAGUGGCCUUGAGGCCUCGGUGGGCAGUGGCUGGCCCCUCGGGCGUGGCUUGUCUCCGCCCCCCCUUCCUGUCCUGCCCCAUCUGUCUUGGGUGCCCACCCAGAGCUUCUGGUCAGUGUCGCCCUCCUUCCCGUGGGUUCUGAGUGUCCUGUGAUGGGAGUCGGUCCCAAGUCCAGUACCCUGGCUUGCAGGGGGCAGGGUGGCGAGGCUGGGGACCACCCCAGAGCAGAGCAACCCUCAGACCUCCCGAACCUGGCUCUUGUGGGGAGGGGCCUGCUCCACAGGCUCCUGGAAGGGGGCUCUUGGGGGCUCCCUUCCGGAUGUGGAAGAUGGCGGGUGUGCCCCCGUGUCCUCUCCCCUCUGCCCUGGCCGGGUGCUGGUCAUCAGGCUGUGGCCAGCACUGCUAUAUGGACCUGCCUGUGGGGAGAGGUGCUGGGAGGCUGGGGCACUGCCCCACACUGGGCUUGUGCUCUGGGGUCCUGGGCCGGGCUGAUUGUGGUGAGCAGAUGUGCACGCUGUCCUCCCUUGGGGACCCUGCCUCGCCUGUCUCCCAUCAGCCCCUGACGGGGCCCGGGCCGGACAGUGCCGCAGCCAUCGGGGAAAUCUUCAGUAGGGCAACCCCCGCCGUCCAGAGGCGAAGGCAGCUCUGUCUCAUAGGCGUCUCUCCUGUCCCUGCGGAGCUGACCGUCCCCCACCUGCUCUCCUCCACUGACCGGCCCCUUGGCUGUGACCUCUUGCUGUCUUGGAGUCAGAGAUGCCCAUCCCCACCCUGUAUCCUGGGAAGCAGUGGCCCCCAUCAUUCCUAUCCCGGGCACCUGGGUCUGUGGGGCAGCAGCUUUGAGCUGGGAUUCCAGCCCCAGGAGGCGGAGUGGACCCUGUCCUGGGCCCCCAGCUGUCAGUGCGCGGGAGCCUCUGGCAUUUGGGGUGACAGGACAGCAAGCCUGGGCCCCUAGCGCCCUCUGAGGCAGUGACCUGUGCACCAGGGCUGGGCCCGCUAAGCCCACUGCAUAGCGGCUUCCCCCGGAACACACGGUUCAGGGAGAGCCUCGCUGUCUCCUCAGGGUGCUUGUGUCCGUCCUGGUCAGUGAGGGAAUCCGCUUGCUCUCUGGGAAGGACUUUGAAAGCAGCAUCAUGUGCCCCUGGCUGUCAGGGUCCUGACGCUCUGAGAUCUCUGGGGAGCAGUGUCUGCAGUAGCCUCUGUGCAUGGCUCCCGCUCUUGCCAGGACACCCAGGGUCCCACCCGUGUGCACCUCUCUGCUGGGGCUGCUGGCCAGGCGGCUGGAGGGUGGGCUGGGCCUAGUGCAGGAGGAUCCAGGCUCGGAGUCGGAAACUGUGGUGUGUGCUCAGGGCCGCAGCACGAGGAUACCCCUCUCUUCCAGCCUCCCGGGAGGGGUUGGUCGUGGAACCUUCCAUGUGGCCCCACUGGCCCCCUCCGCCCGGCGUGUCUGCUCUGUGCCCCCUCUCUUGUUCUCAAAGGCAGUGUUUCUCCACCUCAGACCCUCAGUGGUGAGAAAAGCCCCUCCCAGUGUGGUACUCGGUGUGGCUGGCGUGAAGGGGCCCCAGCAAGUGGCCGCUCCUCUGCGUGAGGUCUGAGCCCCCCUUCGCCCUCCUGCCGUGGGAGAGGGAGGCCCCAGCUGCAGGCCCCUGGGCCAAGCACGUCCACAUCCUGCCCAGCCCAGCCCCUGCUCUCUGGCCCUGGGAGAGUCAGGUUCAGGCCGCCAGCAGCAGGGACCCUCCCCUGUCGGAUCUCGGUGGCCGUGGGUGCUCGGCCCUACUGGGAGGGGCCCUUGGCCACUGGAGAGAGUUUUGUGUCCUGUCCCACACGCUCCCUGUGCCGUGGGCCCCUGGUGACGGGAGGUGCCGGCCCAGACAUACCUCUUGUCCCCAGAGCUGCUGAGCCAGACGCAGGCACCAAGGCCACUGCUGGGAGGGUCUCCGAGGUUGCAGCAGGAGGGGUUGAGGCUAGACUGUCAGACGUGCUGCACUUAGCAAGGGGGCUGUGAUGUCUCCUCUGUGAAAUCGCGGCCCCUUGGAAGACAGGAGACCCAUGUCUCUGCUUGAGGGACGGUUUGGGGGGGCAGUUUUGGGAGAUGAUGGAGUAGAGGCUCCUUCUCAGGGGCCCCCAGACCCCGGCCCAAACAGUGCGUGAUCCUCCCAGCGUCCAUCCACUGCCCCGGGGUCCCCACCUUCAAGAAGUGUAGAAGGAAAGAGGCCGGGCGCUUUGGGAAGUCGGCGUGCUUCUUGGGCGCGCGUGUGACUGCCGAGGACCAGCCCUGCUCCUCAGCAGGUGUGGCGAACGUUUCCCAGGACAAGCAUUUUAGUUACUAGAGCACGCGCCGCCCCCCAGCCCCUGACACACGCCUGUGCUGACACUCACGCCUGUGAACGUGCAGCACACACACACGCACACAAACCGCACAUGCCGGCACACAGAGCCAUGCACAUGCGUUCUCACGCCCCGCCGCACGUGCACACCCCCACGCACGCACGCUCACACACCCAUGGGCACACGCUC